Biomphalaria glabrata is the source of this 2850-nucleotide messenger RNA. RefSeq names its product nucleolar protein 14-like. The record is from RefSeq and is a predicted model, not a curated record. NCBI's taxonomy places the organism in Eukaryota, Metazoa, Mollusca, Gastropoda, Planorbidae. Gene Ontology annotation, cellular component: nucleolus; Noc4p-Nop14p complex; small-subunit processome. Gene Ontology annotation, biological process: maturation of SSU-rRNA. The transcript is spliced from 23 exons. The coding region runs from base 274 to 2802 and encodes 842 amino acids.
AAGUAACGAAACGAUAAACGUUAUUCCACGAUGUCAAGAGGAUUAAAUUGAACAAGAGUCAAUUAAUUAAUUAAUAGUAACUAUAGUAUAAACUAAGUAAAGUAAAUUUAAACUUACUUAGUACUUAGUCUUGCUUAGUAAGUUGUAAAAGUUCAAGAAUCAAGUUGAGUAAGUCUGUCAUCUUAAGUCUAGUUACAUCUAGUACCAAAACAAACUAUAGAUCUAUAAGUGAAACUUCAACUUGUCAAAGAGAAAGUUACAAAAUCAUUCUCAAUGGGCAAAAAGGGAUUAGCUGAUAAAGUUAGAAACAAACAGAAGGCAAAGAGCAAGCAGGCACAAAAUCCAUUUGAAGUUAAAAUCAACAAAGUGAAAAGCUCAGUAGUGAAUAGAAAGCUACAGAAAUGGGAAAAAGGCUUGCCUGGAGUAUCUAGAUCAAAAGCUGUCAAAAAGCGUAAAGAUACACUGCUUAGAGAACUUCAUCAUAUGAAAAAGUCCAAUUUAUUGCAUGACAAACGAUUUGGAGAGAAUGAUUCCAACCUCACAGCUGAUGAAAAGAUGGUUCAGAGAUUUGCAAUGGAGAAGAAGAAACAAAUUCGAAAGAGUGAUUUUAAUUUGAAUGAAGAAGAAGUGGUACUAACUCACUACGGUCAGUCUCUAGCUGAGAACUUGCAGGAUACCAUUGGUAGUGAGUCUGAUGAUGAUGACGCCUCUAAAAAUCUUAAAACAGGUGAUCUUCAGUUUGGUGGUUUCACUAAUGACAGUGUUUCAUGGAAAGAUAAAAUGAAAGAAGUUAUAGCUGAAUCUAAAAAACAUAAGUUUGAACGUCAAGCAGAAAAAGAAAAGACAUUAGAGACAACAAAUGAGCUAGAUAAAAGCUGGAAGAGCAUCGUGACAACACUGAACCCAGUGAGAGACAAUCAGCUGAAUAAAGGCAAAGUUUCAAAUUUCAUGCAGUUGUUCCAUACACUGGUUAUGAGCCAAAAGUCUGACGGAGCGACUGAUAAAUUAAAAACUGAAGAAGAAAAAGCCAAGGAAGAAAUAGAGAAAUUAAAACAGCUAGAGGCAGAAAGAAUUGCUAGGAUGAAAGGUGAUGCACAGAGUUCUUCAAAGAGGGACCACACGUCUGCUGAUGAUUUAUGUGAUGGAUUUGCUGUUGAGAAACCCAGGCCCUUGGUAUCCUUUAGCAUUGAUGGAGCUAAUGUUGAGCAGGAUAAAGAUGAAAGCAACGAGGAGGAGGAGGAGGAUUCACAUACAGAUAAUGACAGUGAUGGAACUGAGGAAGAAAAUGAAGAUGAGGCUGAGUCAGGUGAUGAUUCAGACACAGAGGAAGAAGAGGACUCAGAAGAAGAUACAGAUAACUAUUCAGACUUAGCCUCGGAUACUGAAAGUGAAGCUGAAGCAGAUGGACAGAAAAAGUCCUCAAAUGUUAAAGCUAAAAAAGCCGAUGAAAAAUUGAAGCCUAUCCUGAAAACACCAAAGAUUGCAAUAAAACCAGGGGAGAGAAUGGAUUUGCCAUUCAUUAUUCCAGCUCCUGGAAGUCUGAAUGAGCUGAAAUCUCUCCUCCAUGGACAUAGUGCAGAGGAACAGGCCAUUAUAUUCACCAGGCUAAGAAAGUGCCACCAUCCCAGUUUGGCUGAAGGAAAUAAAGAAAAGUUAGAGCAAUUUCAUGUGUACUUACUGGAGUAUUUUGGCGAACUGUUUCAAGAAGAAAGUCUGGACAAACAUCUUGUAAACUCUGUUACUGUCAACCUUUGGGAAAUGACUCAGAUGUUUCCAGUGUCAACGGCUAAUUGCCUGCAGAAAAUAAUUGUUGACAGGCAGAAUUUAUAUGCAUCCAUGGCACAGAGCAAAGGAGGCAGAGGAUCUUUUGUUAGACUAGACACUAUGAUGUAUUUAAUGCUUGUUGAGCUGCUAUUCCCAACUUCAGAUUUUAAACAUCCUGUUACAACUCCUGCCAUUCAUUUUAUUACACAAAUAUUAGCAGAGUCCCCUGUAAGGAGCAUUCAUGAUGUUGUUGCUGGUUUAUUUUUGUCUUCUUUGGCAAUCAAGUUUGUUCAUCAGUCAAAAAGAUACAUUCCUGAAGUGGUCACUUUUUUGCAUGGAGUUUUGUUUUUAGCUGCAGACAUGUCAAAAGAGCUGAAAGUGUUCCCCCCAUGUCAAGCUUUAGGAAAGAAUGUUAGUCUAUUAAAAGUUCAUCAGAAAUGUGCCCUGGCAUUGCAAGACUGGUCCAUAAGUGAACUGCUUAAUUCCACAGCUGAUGUGCUUAACAAUGAUCAGUUCAGGUGCCAAGCUUUACUUAAGUGUUUAGUACUUGUUCAAGAUUGUUUGACAUUGUGGAAAGAUUUACCAUUGCUGGGUCAGGUUAUGAAACCUGUUCAAGAAAUUAUAGGCCUACUUCCUGAGCAUUUACUGCCACAAGAGGUCAUGGAUAAAUGUGAGUCAAUCAUCCAACUGAUUCAAGCUAGUGAAAGUAAAUCUUUAAAAGUCAUGCAGCCGCCAACUGUGAAACCUGUGCCUCUAAAGCUGUUUGAACCUGAGAUAGAAGAAUUUUGGGCUGGUAAACGCAAGAAGAAGGGACCCAACAAAAAUGAAAAUGAACAAAAGAGACUGACCCACAAGUACAAACGAGAGAUGAAGGCAGCUAUCAGAGAAAUCAAGAGAGAUAAUGAAGUUCUUGCACGUCACCAACUUGACACUGUUUUACAAAAAGAUGCAGACAGGAAGAGAAAGACAAAAACACUUUUGCAAAACUUGGCUGCUCAAGAAGGAGAUUACAAGGCCAUUAAAAAAGCCAAAUAUUGAGAAAAUAUUCUCUACCGUGAAUUUUCAAUAAAAAAUGUAAUGAUCAAA